Messenger RNA from Cinara cedri, 12859 nucleotides. The record is from the annotation of a GenBank genome assembly. Lineage: Eukaryota; Metazoa; Arthropoda; Insecta; Hemiptera; Aphididae.
CCGGCGAUUUUAUCAGAUUCGACGGAAGCAAGACCGUGAUAAUCACUAUUAUCAGUGUUAAGACCACGGUCAUUGAUUAGAAAUUAAUAUGAAUCGGUGAUAACAUUAGUAUAGUCUUCCAAAUUAAUAUUUGUUAUUUAAUAAUAUUAUUAACUUAAUUUUAUAAAGUAUUUUCAAAUGGUGGUUACGUGCUGCACAAUAAGUUGUAAUGUAAGGUUUACCUGUCAGGUCGAACAAAAAUAUGAUCACUCAAUUUUGGAGUGUUCAGUAUUUCGGUUAGUCAAAAAUUUUUAAGAUCGCAAAUAUUGAAAUUAUUAGCUAAUGAUUUUUUGUCAACUUUUAAUUUUUCAGAUGACCAAGCCCGGCGCAUUUUGAUUAGCUGUGCUUAUAUACCAUGGAAGACUGGAUAGCAGCGUUAAAAGUUACGUCCAGUAGAGAUCUUUUAAAUCAAGUAAUGUCAAUUUGAUUAACUAUACUAACUUAAAGAUUCAAUUAAAAACCCUGACGAAAUUUUCCUCGGUUCCAUAUUAAUAUAUUUUCAUUUUCGGCUAAAAAUAAAUGGCACUAAGAUCUCAAAUUUAAAGUGUAAUAUUAUACUUGAUCAUUUUUUAAAUAAUUCAAUUUAAUCAUAACCCAUUAGUAUUUGACAAACAUUUCUGAAAAAGAAUUAUAUUAAUCUAGUUAUGUACUUUUAUAGAUAUUUUAAUACAUAUAGCAUUUUUUUUUUUUUUUUGUAGCCAAUUGGUGUAGAGUUAAAUGAUCUUCUAUCUGGCAAUCACUCAUGGCAUGCUACAUCUCAUGCACGGCCAACGUAUUGUAAUAUCUGCCGAGAACAGCUAUCAGGUAAUACCAUAAUAUUUUAUUCAUUGUUCAUUUUACAUUUUUUAAAAACAUUUUUAGGCGUUACAUCUCAUGGAUAUAGUUGCGAGGUAUGUAAGUGUAAAGUCCAUAAAAGAUGUGUAGGCAAGACAAUCAGCAAUUGUAAGUGGACUACAUUAGCUAGCGUUGGAAAAGACAUAGUUGAAGAUAAACAAGGGGUAAGUAAUAAUAAUUAGUUUUAGAUACCCACUACUUAUUAUGAAACAAUAUCAGUGUAUUUUUAAAUAUUUAAUAAUUUAAAAAAAGAAAAAUAAUAAUAAUAUAUAGGGGUUAGAUUAAAAUUAUAAGUAUUAUUUAGUUAUAGUACUACUCAUUUUAUUAAGUAUGUAUUUUACAAAUAUUAUGCCUCGUUUACAUUCAGCCCACUUCCGUGGCAGUAAGCAGAGAAACUGAGCAUGAAAGUGGACAAUGCGAGUAUGUAAACAUAUCACUCGCGCUAACCAUGCUCCUCAAAUUGUCACUGCUCGAUGCUCCUGUCAAGAGUGGUAAAUUUGCAGCUACCUAACCGGUACAAAUUAGUAAUUUAAAUCCUCACUGCCUACUACACUCCCACUGAAGUAUUUUGGGAAUUAAAUACAGUAGCGUGAGGAGUUACAGCAAUGGCUGAAUGUAAAUGAGAUAUAGGCAUAUGUACACAUUGAAUAUGUUCUUGAUGUAUAGAAAUAAGCUUUACAUAAUUUGUAAAUAGUUUUAAAUAUUGAUUUAAUUUAUUUUUAAAUCUCAAUAGUUUAUUUUAUAGUAUUACCAUUAAUAUUAUGUAUUUAAUAAUAUAUAAUAUUGUAGAAUAUUUUAAUGAUACACCAAUGGAUGGAAGGAAAUUUACCCGUGUCUUCUAAAUGUGCAGUUUGUGACAAAACUUGCGGUUCUGUGUUAAGGUUUGUGAUAAAUUAUAUUUUACCAAAUUAUAAAUGUACAAAAUUCCAAUCAUCUUUAAUUUUACUUAAAUCAGGCUUCAAGACUGGAGAUGUUUAUGGUGUAAAGCUACAGUACAUACUGCAUGUCGUCCUAGACAUACUAUUAAGUGUCCACUGGGAUCAAAUCGACUGAGUGUUGUGCCACCAACAGCUAUACAUUCUGUUGGUAAGAUGUUUUUAAUUAAUUUUUUAUAAAUAAAUAAGUACUUAAAUACUAAAAUGUUUUAUAAUUGUAGGUAAUGAUGAAUCUUUAGAAGCAAUCCAACCCCAUGGAUGUUCACCAUUAUUGGUAUUUGUCAAUUCUAAGUCUGGUGAUAAUCAGGGUGUAAAAUUCCUUAGGCGAUUCAAACAAAUAUUAAACCCAGCACAAGUGUUUGAUCUUAUUGGUAAUGGUCCUGGGCCCGGGUAAUUAAAAUUCUUCAUAUUUUGAUUUAUACAAUGAAAAUAAACAAUUUAUUUUUGUCAUUAGAUUAAGACUAUUUAGACAUUUCAACCCAUUCAGAGUGUUAGUGUGCAGUGGUGACGGUUCUGUUGGUUGGGUACUUUCUGAAAUUGAUAGACUCAAUAUGCAGGUAAAAUAUAUCAAUUUACCGAUAAAUUAGUAUUAUAAUCAUAAAUAAGUCUAUGCAUCAGGUGCAGUGUCAUGUUGGUGUACUGCCUUUAGGCACUGGAAAUGACUUGGCCAGAGUAUUAGGUUGGGGUGCAUCUUGUGAUGAUGAUGCUCACUUACCACAAAUACUGGAUAAGUAUGAACGAGCUAGUACUAAGAUCCUAGACAGGUAAAUAUAGACAUGUAACAAGUUGUGUAAGUUUUGCUUUUCAACACAUUAUAUGUAUACAUUGUAUUUUAGAUGGAGUAUAAUGGUAUAUGAACGUAGCAUUGAUAUAGGUAGUGGCACAAAACUCACAAUGAACUCUGGGAUUGAAGAGGGUAUAAGUUUAGAAUCAGCUAUAUCUUCAUACUACAGUUAUAUUAUGUCAAAUUUAAAUGUUAUUUUGCAAUCUAAUGACCAUGAAAUAAUCGUCAACACAGCUAAGUUAGUAAAACUUAAAACUGUAAAAUAAAAUAUUAAAAUUUAUUUUUCAUUUUGCAAUGUAUAUAUUAGGAUCUUAUGCGGUACUGUUAAAGAUUUUAUUGUGUGUAUAUCAGAAGUUAGCACCGGUAUUGGUGAUACACAAUUCAAUAAUAUGCAACAAGAUUUGAAGUAUAAAUUAGACACUCUUUUACAACUACUCCAAAAAGAAGAGUUCAAAAUAACAUAUCAACCAAUAAAUGUAACUUAUUAAUUAUUAUUAUUUUAAUUUUUCUAUAGAAAAAUUUAUAAUUAAUAUUUAAUUUAUUUUUCAGGAACCUCAAACAGGUAGUAGUAAUUUACCUAAUUUGAAUGAAGAAAACCUGCAAGGUAUUAUUGAUGAAAUAAAAAAUAAGAAUGAAAAAAAUACUAAGAGUUCAGUUAUUAAAAAAGUAAGAUUUAAUAAGCAUUUAUUUAUUUUGUUUAACUUUUAAUUUAUUUUUACAGGCAUAUAAAAAUCAAUUACUUGAAAGAGCUAACAGUCUUAAAAAUUCAGUUACAAAAUUAAUUGAACAUUCUGGUAAGACUUGUCCUACUAAUAUUUCAACUCCACUUCCUGCAUCAUUUCUGGUAUGUUAUGAGAUUAUUAUAAAAGUUAUUGUACUAACAUUAAAUUACUAUUAAAUUGUUGUAGCUAUCGCCUAGUAUCGACAAUAAUCUAAACCUUCAACAAUUAACUCCUACAUCAAUUGCCAAUCCUAUAUCCAUUUCUCCUAUACCUAUGUUAAGUAGAGAAUCAUCAUGUUCGACAGAGUUAAUUAUCGAAUCGUUACCUGCGCCUGUAGAAUUUGCUGAUUGUCGUCAAGAAACUGUACAGGAUGAUCAAAAUGCCGUGUAUGUUAAUUUUUUGUUUAUUUAAUCAUGCAAUUUUGUCUUCUGUUAUAAUUUGACAAAUAAUUUUAGUAUUUUUAAUAUUUUAAAUUAGUUUAAAUUUAGAAGUGUUAUUAAUAUCUAAUUCCAAUUAAAUGAAGGAUUAAAAAGAACUUUAUUUCUAUUUAAAAAUAAGUUUAAAAUAGUAAUCUAACUCACUAAUUACUAUUGUAAUUUAAAUUUGCAAUACAUUUUUAUCCCGUAGUUAGUCAAAAUAAACCCUUAAUUAUUUAAUUAUAUUUAAAUGAAUGUAUAUAAUUUUUCUUUCCAAUGGGAAAUUUUUGUAAAUUAAAUAUGUAUGGUUACACUACCAUUAAUAUAUUAAUUUCUUCUAGAAUAAUAUUUUAUAUUAUUCUGAAUUUUAUAUGAUUUAAUUUUGAUAUUCUUAAACAUUAUCAAUUCAUUUUCAUCAUUAAGAGAGACAUUGUGCUAAUAGAUUCUAUUAUAACAAAAUAUGUUUUAUUCCUAUAAAAUAAACUAAAACAUGAUUAUUAUAAUUAUAUGAUUAGACUCUCUGAAGAAGAUACGAGCACAUAUCAAACUUCUCAGUAUGAUGAUUUGAAUAGUUAUUGUCAAAUAUACGAAACCGAUAAGAUAAAAAGUGAAUGCAAAGAUCAAAUUAAUGAAUCACUGAAAACUUAUCCUACAUUCAAAAUAAGUGAAGAUGAAUCUUUAGGGAAUAUUUGUCACAUUGAUUCAUCUGAAGCUUCUGAUGAAAUACCAGAUAGUUACAAAAUGUGUGAAAAUAAAUGCCAAGCGUCGUCAUCACGUUACAGUUUUCGUCAAGCAUGUCGAAGUACAUUUUCACGUCACCAACCUAAAUUUAAUUUUGGCCUUAGCGAAUGCAUGGAAUCGGAUAUUGAUGCAUCCAAUUUAAUAUCUACGUCGCCUGAAGAUGAAGAAAGUGAAGAUUUCCGAAAAGAACUUGGAAUCAUCGAAAAUAAUUUUAAGAAAUGUAGUAUAGCACAUUUUAUUGAGGGAAAUGACAUUGCAAGAAGAUCAAUUAAAUGCCGUCAUUUAAAUAAAACUUACAGUGAUAUGGAAGUUGAAGCAGAAUUGGCAUUUAAAAAUAUAAAAAAAGAAACAGGACAACUAAAUAUUAGUACAAGUUUAGAAAUACCAAGCGAAUCAAAUUUUAUCAUCCAUAAAAAUGAAAUAAAUGUUAGAAUUAAAGGAUCUAAUGGUAAUUUAAGUAAUAAUGGUGAUGAUUCAUUUCCACCUUUAGAUACUAAACCUAAAAUUGAUAUGAUUUUUCAUGCUAAUAAUUAUGACAACGAAAUGCAUAGCUUCAAAGAAUUAAAAAGAAGUCAAACUAUGACUGGUCCAGCUGUAGUUAUCAACCCACCAUCCCCUCAGAACUUCUCCCCAAAUAAAAUGUGUGAUGUUGAAGAGUCACAUUUGGACUGCAGAAGAAAUAGUUUUGACAGUUGUCGGAGACGUAAGUGUAAAUAUUUUUUGGGAUUGAAAAUGUAAUUGUUAAUAUAUAAUUUUUUUUUUUAUUUUAUAGUUUCUGCAGCAUCACCUGUCAUGUUGAAUGCUUCACCUUUACGUACUUCACAUAAAAUUUCUAGUACUACAGCGUUAAAUACUCGGAAUCCUUCACCUACACCAUGCUCGAUUCAAAAUGAUACAUCACUUAAACAUAAAAAAUACUUACCAAUUAUCAACCCUUUAGUUACUUUACCUACUUGGCCCAGUGAGUAUUAUUAUUUAUAAAUUAUAUAAUAUGUACAAUAUUAUCUAAUUUAAUGACUACUUUAAAUAGAUGUAACAGAAUCAAGUUUGAUAAGUCAAGUGUUGUUAGCAAAUGCUGAUGCUCUAUGUGCUCCAGCUGUGCCUUUAAUGGACCCAGAUGAAACAUUAUUGUAAAGAAUAAUAAUAAAUAAAAUUGUAUAAUAGUAAAAAUAAAUAAUAAUGAUCUUAUAUUUUUUUUAAUUUUAGAGAAGGAUAUUUUGAAAAAUGUAUUAUGAAUAAUUAUUUUGGUAUUGGCAUUGAUGCUAAAAUAUCUUUAGAUUUUCAUCAUAAACGCGAAGAACAUCCAGAAAAGUGUAGAUCAAGAACUAGAAACUAUAUGUGGUAUGGUGUUUUGGGAAGCAAACAAUGGUUGCAAGUAUGUAUUCAUAUAAUGUAUAAUGUUUUAAAAAAUUAAUGGUCAGUGUUUAAUCACUUUUAAGCUAUUAGAAAUGUUAAAACCUUUUAUAUUCGGAGCAAGAGAUUUAUUGAUUUUACUAUUAUGUAUUUUUAUCUAUCUGUAAACAACUUUUCGAACUGAAAACUUGCUCCAAUCAAAAAAUGGCAAGAGAACUUUUAUGUUGUAUAUUGAAUCUAGUUAAAAAAUAAGAGUAAGAGUUGUUUUAUGAUUUUCAGUGUAGUUGUCAUAAUUAUUGAGUAUAACUGGAUAAAAAAGGAUAAUUUAUAAAGUAAAUAGUUUCAUUAUUUUAAACUUUAUUUUGUCAUUGUAAUUUGAUUGCGAAUAUUCAUAGAAACUUAAAGUUUCAAAAGAAAACUUAUAUUUACCUUUUGUAGACAUUUUACAAUUUUGAUUCUUGAGCUAUUUAUGUUUGCAAGUUCUUUAUGUAGUUUUCAUUUGGUUAGUAUUUUAUUGAUAUCAUAGUUUAGACAAUGAACCACAUAAGAUGACGGUAUACCUGCAUCUACUGUCUCAGUGCAACUACAGGGUCACAUGCAAUAUCAAUGUUUACUCAGAAUAAAUAAAACUAGCUGAAUUUUGAUUUUAGAGUAAAAGUAUAUAAUAUAAAAUGUAUAGAUAACAAUAUUUUGGAGAAAAUGUCAUAGGUGUUUUUUGAAUUAUAAUUAUUCAAUAACUAAUUUGUAAUUAGUUAUUGCAACUAAUUAAUAAAAAGUUAGUUAUUUAAAAAAAAAAAAAUGGUUUUUGUAAUUUUUAUAUCAAGCUGUAUACUUUGAAUAAUACAAAGAUCCUGAUAUUCCCUCCAAAAUAAUGUUCUCUAUAAAUUUCAUAAAGGGUAUUUUUACCCUGAAAUUAAAAUUAACCUAGUUCACUUAUUCUGUGUAAACAUUGUUUUUGUAUGUUACCUGGUAAUUGAAUAAAACAGUAAAUAUGGGUUUAACGUCUUCUUAAUUUCCUGUCAAAUUUUCAAUUUGCAUUUCAGUUAAGUCUUAAAGUUUUAUUCAUAUAGAGUAUCUGAGUAGCUACCAAAAAAAAAAAAAUUACAUAAAAAAAAAACUAAUAAAAUUAAAUCUAUAAGCAGCACAAAAAUGGCUCAAAUAAAAAUUUUAUCAUGUCUAGAAAAAGUAAAUAUAAGUUUUCUGUCAAAAUUUCUAUAAAUAUUUGCAAUUGAAUUACAACAAAAAAAAAAGUUAAAAAUAAUGAAACUAUUACUUCUGUAACUUUCCUUUUUUCAUUUUUGCAUAAUAUUCAAAAAAUCUAAAAGUAAAAUUAAAACGACUAUCUUGGCCACCAAUUACAUUAAAAAUGCAACAAAAGUCUCUUGUUAUUUUUAUAUUGAAGCAAUAUUUCUGGCAGAAAAUAUAAAGCAUUCCGAUUUUCCUUAAAUAUUAACACAAAGAAAAUGAAAACCCAAAUUUCUUAUUCUCCUACCACAUUAAAACCGAACAAUGUACAUUUUUUGAUUAAAACAAUUUAUCUGGUAGAUAUGUACGCUGUAAAUAUUUUCCUUUUUUUUUUUUUCGGUUUUUUCCAAUUAUGAAAACCCUUUGGAAAAUCAAAAAAUGAUCUCCACAAUGCAGUAACUAGAUACAAUUUUCUUUCAGAAAACAUGCUACAGUAAAAUCUAUGGAUCCCUAUGUACGCACGGAGUCUAAAAGUAGAUUGUAAUUUUUUUGUAUAAUGGUUUUAAAAUCAAAUUUCGAUGAAACUUGUAAAUAUUACUGUAUUUCAAAAAAUCAUGUAUGAACAAAUUUUGCUAAUUAUUUUUCAUUAGCAAUGGUUUAUCAUUGCUUAUAGGUAUAAAUUACAUAAUUUUAUAUUUUUAUCUUCUUAACUCCCCACCUCAAUAGUAGUACACCAUUAUUCAUAUCUUGCACAUCAGCAGUAUUAGCUCUUUUUUUUUUUUUUAAGUAGAAACUAUGUACGGUUAAGGAAUCCUACACACAAAUGUGAUUUUAUUGAUUAAUUUUGUAUUUGUGGGUUUUUUCGCAUUAUAAAACAAAUAGCCUACUUAAUGUGAAAUAUUAAAUAAUAAUUAGUUUUUCUUUUAGAAAACAUAUAAAAAUUUGGAUCAAAGGGUACAACUGGAAUGCGAUGGGCAAAGAAUUCCUCUUCCUUCAUUACAAGGAAUUGUUAUACUAAAUAUACCGAGGUAAUUUAUCAACAUGUUUAGAUAUAAGUUGAUAAAAGUAAUUUCGAGUAAUUAAUUAUUUUAAUGUGUAGUUUUAUGGGUGGCACUAAUUUUUGGGGUGGAACAAAGGAAGACAGAGUUUUCUUAGCUCCUAGUAUUGAUGACAGGAUAUUGGAAGUUGUCGCUGUGUUUGGAACUAUCCAAAUGGCUGCUUCCCGUUUAAUAAAUUUACAACAUCAUCGCAUCGCCCAAUGCACUACAGUGCAAAUAAAUAUUAUGGGUUUGCAUAAUUUAUUUAUUUGCUUGAAUAAAUAAAAAUUGAAUUAUAACUUUUACUUAAGGAGAUGAAGGGGUGCCAAUACAAGUUGAUGGUGAAGCAUGGGUACAACCACCAGGAAUGAUACGUAUAAUUCACAAGAAUAGAAUGAAAAUGUUGUGUAGAAAUAAAGCUCUUGAAUCGUCUUUAAAAUCAUGGGAAGAAAAGCAGAAACAAAUUAAACACCAGAGUAAACGCACUCAUAGUCAAUCAUUAUGUAGAUUUACUCCUUUGAGUCAAGAGGAAUGGUCAAUUCUACAGGAUUUUAUGGAAGCCACUACAAAUUUUAUUAGGUAAUAAUUUAAUUUUGUACUAACAAUAUUAAUAUGUAUUUGCUUGUAAUUUAAUAUCAAUUAUUUUAUUAUAAUUUUGUUUUAGGCUUAUCACAGAAAUAUUGCUGAAACAGAAAUUAGUCAAGGGAGAUGAUUCUAAAAAAUUAAGUGAAUCAACCAAUGAAAUUGUUAAAAAAAUCAGUAUUGUUGAAAACGAAAAUAAAGAAGUAUGUGUCAUUGAUCUUAUUUGUCUAUAAUAAUAGUGUACACCUCAGUUUUAUAAUUGUUAUUGAUUUUAGAAGGAAUUAAGGUCAGUAGCCUCAGAUGUUGUUUUGAGUACAAAACAGUUACAUGAAGAAACUCUAACUAUGAUUAGAAAUGCAGGGAAUGUUAGUAAAUUAUAUUAUUAAAAAUAAACAUAUUAAUUAUCUAUCUAUAAUUAAUAAUGUUUUGUUUUAGGUUUUUGAUGGUGAAUUUGUAGUUAAGCUGACUUUGGCUUUUAGUAAACUUGAAGUAGAAUUUAAAAAAUGUUUGAUAUCUUCAAAAGAAUCUGAAAGAGAUAAUGGUUCAUCAUCUUAUGUUUACUUCUUGAACAAUGAUUUUGAAUCGGUAAUUAUUUAUUAUAUUUACUAUGUGUAAAACACAAAUUUCUAACUAAAAUUACAUAAACAUAAUUAUGACUAAUAAUGUACCUAAUUAGAAAUAUUUUUGCUAUUUUAUGAUAAAUUAAUUAUAUUAAUAAUAGGAUAAGUUGUGUCGUAAAGGACAAUUUUGGCAAAAAUUAUGGAAAGCCAACAUAAUAUCUUCGAAAAAAGUCAAUCAAGAUAUAUCAAACUGGAGUACAGUGGAGGUCGGAAUUUGGCUUGAAUCAGUACAGUUAGGAGAAUAUACAGAAGUAUUCGCAAACAAUGAUAUUCGAGGCAAAGAAUUAUUAAACUUAUCUCGCCGUGACCUUAAAGAAAUCGGAAUGACUAAAGUAGGGCACAUUAAACGUAUACUUAUGGCUGUCAAAGAAUUAAGCACGGUUCAUGAAGAACAUUAAAAAUUACUUUAGUGAUCCAAUAUUUACUAGUGAAGUAUACUAUUUAUUGUUUGUUUGCGCAACAUACUAUAUUAAUGUUGUUAAAUUAUGAUAGAUGACAGUCACCUGUGCUAAAAAGUUAGGUAUUAUGAACUAACUGAAUCUAAUGUCCAAACCAUAUUCAAUGAACUAGUAAUCAAGAACAAAUUAAUUAAAUUUUAAAUUCCUAAGCUUUGAUUGUAUUUAAUAGGACAGUUAUAUUUUCUUUUUUCUUUGUACAUUGAACGUACUUUUCCUAUCUCUUUCUAAUUGGUAUCAUAAUAAGAAUGUGUUAGUGUACUUCCACACCUUCCUCAGUCCUAGUUGGUUAUAUAAACUUGAUUUGGUAGCCAAAAUAAACAUAAAACAUUUUACUAAGUAGCUGUAGAACAUUUGUUUAAAUUCUGAGCUUAGCGAGGAAUGUAUUGAUUCUAUAAUGAUGUUUAUUUCUAUUUUUAUGUACACACAUUGUACAAAAAUUCCAUUAGCAAUUUGGCUUCAAAGUAUCAAGUGUAGCACCUUUUUAGAAAAGGAAUUUUUCUAAUGAGGUCAUUUUUAGAUUUUCCCAGGAGUUUUCAUAAUAAGGGGGAAAAUUUAUGAAAAUAUUGCUUUUAUAAUUUAAAAUUUUUUUUCUCUGUUGUGAUUCAGUUUAAAAUAUUUGCAGACUUACAGUAACCUUAUAUUUGCCUUUUAUAUUCGUGGUAAAAUUGUCAAAACAUUUAAGUCAUUUUUGAGUUUUUAUAGAAAUUUUAAUUUUAUGAAUUAUUUUAAAUAAUAUUUAUUUGAUAGGUAUCCUGUGGAUAAAUUUGUUAUACUCAACAGAAAUGUUUCAAAAUUUAACAAAAAGUUUAUUAUAAGUUUUAUUUUGUGGUCAAAAAAAAAAUAAUAAUAAUUGAGUGAUGAAAAUUAUAUAUUUUUUUUAUAUAAGAAUUUUAAUAUUUUAUUUUGACAAUAAUCAUAUGUAUUACGGCCUUUUGAAACAUGUAUACUAAAAAUUUGCUCGGAAUCGUUUUUUGUUGGCAAAGAUUAAUAAUUGCAUUCAGAUAUAUAUAUAUUAAAUUCUCCACUAUAUUCUACUCUCCCAACUUUUCACCUACAACAGUAGCCCAUCCAUCAUGCAAAGUAUGUCAGUUUAAAUUUUAAUCUGUUGAUUUCAUAAAAAUGUACAAUUAGUAGCAUGAAAAAUUGAUAUAAUGCAAUUUUAACUAUAUUCUUGUUAGAUGGGCAGAGAUGACAAAAUGUACAUUCAAUGUAUUCUUAAGUUGGUUAAUUAAGUUUUAUAUGAAGAAUGAAAUUGAAUGUUAUGACUUUGGUUUAAACCAGAUUGAUAACUUUAUAAUUUUAAUUUCUUUGUCAAUUAUGUAUUCGAAAAUUUUUUUUAUAGAGGCAGGUCUUAAGUUAUAGUUUCAUAUUUUUAUUGUGGAUGAAAUAAGAUUAUGUCUAUCAGUUAUGUAUACAGGUAGAGUUGAAACUACCACUGCCAUUGCACUAUGCCACUCAUUAAUUUUAGUUAAUUUAUUGCAUAUUAUUGUUAAUUUAAUUUCAAAAAAAUGAAUGUAUAAUUCAUGUUUACAGUGUUGGGGAGAAAUAUCUAAUAUGCUUUACACACUUAAGAAGUAGAUCCUAUUAGUGUGACAGAAGGAGAGGGGAUUUGAUCACAGUAAAAGACACUAAGUCUUAGUUUUUCCCCCAGAAUACAAUAUAGUAUAGGAUGUGAAAAUGCGGAUUUUUCAAGCCUCAUCCUCCCUGAUUUAUUUAUUCAUAAUUUUAACACCAUUUUUCUGUUUUGUUUUGUUAUUAUUAUUAUUUUAACUUUAAAUUUGUUAUUGAUAUUAAAUCUACUGAUCUUUCUGAAUCAAAGUGUUGGAUUAAUAUCUAGUAAUGUGCAACCAGUUUUAUUUCUGAACGUUAUUAAUUAUUACGUUUAUGGGUAAAAAUGAUCUUAAAUUUAAAACAGGAAUGUCAAAGACUUAUUCUAUUUGCUCUAUUUAAUAUUCAUCUAUUAUCCCUAUUUUAUAGUAACUUAAGUGCCAAAUAAUAAUUAUUUACUAAUAUUUUCAUUAUUUAUUAAAUAUUUCCAUUUUAAUAUUUAAUAAUGUUUUUUAACUCAUUAAACUUAUACAAUAUUAUUAAUUUUUACUGUGAGUUUGAAAAAUAUUUACAUACAAUUUAUCACUUUAUUAAAUUUGAAAUGUACUAUUCAAAUUAAAAAAAAAAAAAAAAAAAAAAAAAACUACUUAUUCAUAUAAAUAUAUUUUUGUUACGUUUUUUUUUUCCAAACUUUUAACAGUGUACAUAUAUAAUAUUAUCAUUCAUUUUCUUAUUGUUUAAUUAUGAAGUGAUUUAUAUUGUGAUACAAUCAAAUUAAGACAAAGCCAAUUCAUUAUUCAUAGUUUAUAUUAAUUAAUACCUAUCAUAUUAUAUUAUAACAUUUACCGACCAUUGGUUCUAAAUUAAUCAACUCUUAAUAUUAAUAAUUGUAACUUAUAACUAUUCUAUUUUAUACCCUACAUAUUUUACACUACUUAUAGAUACCUAUGUUUAAAUAAUUUCAUUCAAAUUCAGAUUCAAAUUUCAUGAUUUAAUAAUAAAUAUAAUUCAAUUUGUUAUUGUUUCAAUAAUACAGAUCCUAUUCUAUUGCAUGGAAAAUAAUUAAUUCUUAUUGUAUAACUUGAUGGUCGGAAAAUGGUUUAAAAUAUUUGAAUACAUUUAAAUUCAAUGUUAUGUACUGAUUAGUAUUAUAAAUUAUUAAGACCAUUGAUGUGUUUCAAUAUACUAUUUUUAAUUUUUUUUUCUAUUGGGUAUCUUUACUUGUGACUUUAUUAACAUUUAUCAUAAAACUGUAUACACUAAGUUAUAAUUAAUUUUGGUGCUAACAGUGUUUCACUUUAUUUAGGUUUUUUUUUUUUUAAAAUAACAUUUCACAAGACUAAAACAAUAAUUGUAAUCAAAUUUAGUAGUUGAACACAGGAUAUGUCUCACAGGGUUUAAACUAACGAUUAUAAUAAUAACCUGUAUUCGUGUUACAUAUUAUGGUAAAUGUUGAUCGCACUAUUUACAUUUUUGUAUAAUAUUGUAAUUCUGGUAGGAUAAUUAAUAAUGUAUUUUAGCAAUAAUGGUAUAAGCAAUAGUUUAGUGAGUUCCUACUAUUUUAUUCUAAAAACAAAUUAUUUAUUAAUUUUUUUGUCUGAAAAA